Anisakis simplex (herring worm) is the source of this 180-nucleotide messenger RNA. NCBI's taxonomy places the organism in Eukaryota, Metazoa, Nematoda, Chromadorea, Rhabditida, Anisakidae. The record is from the annotation of a GenBank genome assembly.
CAAGCGGGUAUGCUGGAGGGUCAUUACAGUCAACAAAUAAUAGACACACUCACGAAACCCACACUGACCGUGGCCGAAAUCGAUAAAUUCACGAAGGAUUAUAUUCAGAUGCAGCAAGAUAAAGCAUCGUACUAUUUGAUGAAAAUGUUUCUAGUGGCUCCAUCGCACUAUUUGCACUGA